Dermatophagoides pteronyssinus (European house dust mite) is the source of this 1643-nucleotide messenger RNA. RefSeq lists its product as uncharacterized. Gene Ontology annotation, biological process: regulation of DNA-templated transcription. Lineage: Eukaryota; Metazoa; Arthropoda; Arachnida; Sarcoptiformes; Pyroglyphidae. Gene Ontology annotation, molecular function: DNA-binding transcription factor activity, RNA polymerase II-specific; RNA polymerase II transcription regulatory region sequence-specific DNA binding. The record is from RefSeq and is a predicted model, not a curated record. Gene Ontology annotation, cellular component: nucleus.
AUGAACAUCCAAAUAUCUUGAACAACUAUUUUAAUUUUUAAUACUUUCAACAUUUUGAAUUGAUCAAAAUUAGACACAUCUCAAUCUCAUUCAGUAAAAGCAAUUCUACCACGAUGACCGCAACCAUAUUGCCCAAACAAGUUGAUAAGGUGAUUUUGUCCAGUAAUUUUGGAUGUAAAUCAUCAUCAAACCCAAUGAAAAUGAUUAUUGGUAAUGAUUCGUUGAUGGUUGUCAAUAAUGGUGUCGGUAGUGAGAAACGAUCACCAUAUUUAUCAAACAACAACAGUAUUACCCAACAACAGAAUGAUGGUGAUGGAUCCACAAUAACCGAACAAAUCAAACCGAAGCGUAAACGUCAACGUUUAGAUCAUCUAACACAGGAACAAAAAGUGAUGCGAAGAAAAUUAAAAAAUCGUAUGGCCGCACAAAGUGCACGUGAUCGAAAGAAAAAGAAAAUGAUGGAUCUCGAAAAAGAAAAUAAUUGUCUGGCUAAAGAACGUAUGGAACUAAUGAAACGUAAUCGUUAUUUGGAACAGAAAUUAAAACUUUAUAUGGAAGAAAAUGAUAAUCUAAGGCAAAAAUUGGGUAUCGAACCAAUCAAAUUGGAACCGGAAUGUGACGAUACUAUGGAUUUAUAUGAUCCAUAUGAUAAAAGCAAUAGUCAUGACGUAUUUGAGGAUGAUGAUGACGAUGAUGAUGAUUAUGAUGAUGAUGGUAGUGAUGAAGAUGGUUACCAAAGUUCUACGGACAACUAUUCAUCCACCUCGACUGCCAAUGCUUUUGAGUCUGCCGAACUCAUUAAUGUUCCUCUGCCGAAGGUGCAAGUAUUGGCCGAAAAGGAUGGAAAAAUGGCAAAUGUUCAACAACAACUGUUGGUAGAAACUAUCGACAAAUCAACCGAAAAAUCAAAUCAUCAGCAAAAGCAACGUUCAACAAAGAAUCCGCAAACGAAGACUUGCUCGCUACAGCAGUUGACCAACUUUUUAAUGGUUCUAUUAACGACAAUUUCCCUCAACUCGAACAACAACAACAACAAUCGAUCAUGUUCAGUGAUGGAACCGAUAAUCAAUUUGCGAAAAUUAUCCGCAGGAAAUGGAUCUCGAAUUGAGCCAAUGUUUAUCGGAACUGGCGAAACAAUGCCAAUUGAAUUCAUUAAUGAAACGAUAUCAACGCAAACAUGUUCGGCUACGGAUUUAGCUAAUGUUUAUAAUCAUGAUAACGAUUUGAUUGUAAUCGAUCAUGAUUAUGCCAUCAAUCCAAUGGGUCGAAAAAAUGAUGAUAUCAAUUUCAAACAUAAUCAGCUUAGUCCUACACCACCAUCGGAUAGCAGUGAUAUUGGUUAUGAAUCAAUGUCAUCACCUGAACCAACAUGCAUUGAUAGUAAUGUACAACAAUUGAUCACUCAACAACAACAACCGUUAAGUCUAUUUUGCAUGGAUGAUGAAACUGAUGAUUUAUUGAAUUUAGAUAGCCUGAAUAUCGGUCAAGAUGACAAUGAUAAUGUUUUAUUUCCACUAACAACUAAAAAUGAUAAUUACCCCGAUGAAAUUGAUUUUAUUGAUGAAGACAACUUACAACCAUCCAUUAAUGAUAUGAUAACAUUCGAUUCGCAACUUCAUGAUCUAUUUCCAGAAUUGUUUUGA